AUGGUGAUGGAGGUUCAAGAGCAACUAAUAAAGAAAGAUGACAUUAUUGUCACAAGUAAUGACCCUAAAUUUCUUGAAGGAUUUGUGCAAAAGCUCUCAUUUCGUUUCUCGCUAAAAGACCUCGGUGACUUGUCUUACUUUCUUGGAGUUGAGGUCAUGCCUCAUUCAAAUGGGUUAUUUUUAAGUCAGAGGAAGUAUAUUAAUGAUAUUUUGCACAAAGCAAAUAUGGAAGAUGCUAAACCUAUUGCUACUCCAUUGCCCGACAUUGCCUUCACCGUGAAUAAGCUGGCUCAAUAUAUGCAAUGUCCAAUCGAAUACCACAUGCAAUCUCUACGACGCCUUCUACGCUACUUCAGUGGGACUUCCCACAUGGGACUUCUUUUAGACAAAGACUCUCCUCUCACAUUACAUGCUUACUCUGAUGUGGAUUGGGCUCAGCUUGGGAUAAGGAUGAUUAUAUUUCCACAACAACCUACAUUGUUUACCUUGGCAAAAAUCCCAUCUCUUGGACGUCUAAGAAGCAACGUACUCAGUGGCGUAUAA
Molecule: messenger RNA, 543 nt
Organism: Chenopodium quinoa (quinoa)
Lineage: Eukaryota; Viridiplantae; Streptophyta; Magnoliopsida; Caryophyllales; Amaranthaceae
Exons: 3
Coding region: 1-543 (180 amino acids)
Source: RefSeq, a predicted model, not a curated record